UUUCACUAUCGUCAGUUCUUCGGUUGCUCUUGGACAUUGUUGUUCAGUGUCAAUGCACAUGUGCUUCUAACUUGAAGAAAUGUUAUACAUACAUCGGUUUAUAGUGGUUUAUUGAUUGUGAUUAAGUUUUAAAAAGUGCCUUCAAAAUGAUUAUUUCACCGGACAGCAGCGUUCACAUCAUUCCCCAAUUACCAGAAUCAACUUCGAACAAUUUGGAUUUUACUAAUAUGACUCCUUGCCACAGAGAGCCUGCUUUGAAUUUAGAAUUUGACGGGACGACGGUGCUGUGCAGGGUUUGUGGAGACAAAGCUUCAGGUUUUCAUUAUGGGGUACACUCUUGUGAGGGUUGUAAGGGUUUCUUCAGACGCAGCAUACAACAGAAAAUACAGUACAGGCCGUGCACCAAAAGUCAGAAAUGCGCCAUACUCAGGAUCAACAGGAAUAGGUGUCAAUACUGCAGGCUGAAGAAGUGCAUUACCGUUGGGAUGAGCAGAGAUGCUGUACGAUUUGGUCGAGUCCCCAAGAGAGAAAAAGCGCGGAUUUUGGCUGCCAUGCAACAAAGUUCGAACUCGCGUUCUUUGGAUAAGGCCGUUGCUGCUGAACUGGAGGACGAAAAAAGGCUUCUGGAAAAUGUUGUUCGAGCACAUAUUGACACUUGUGACUUCACCAGAGAUAAAGUUGAGCCGAUGUUGCAGCGUGCAAGGGACCAUCCCUGUUACACAGCAUGCCCACCCACUCUGGCUUGCCCUCUCAACCCUAAUCCUCAGCCGUUAACUGGACAGCAAGAACUGCUACAGGAUUUCUCAAAGAGAUUUUCCCCAGCUAUACGUGGUGUAGUCGAGUUUGCAAAACGCAUUCCUGGAUUCUCCUUGCUUGCCCAGGAUGAUCAAGUUACUCUCUUGAAAGCUGGUGUUUUUGAAGUGUUACUUGUGCGACUCGCGUGUAUGUUUGACUCUCAAACCGCUAGUAUGGUAUGUUUAAAUGGACAAGUGUUGAAACGUGACUCUAUUCACAAUAGUUCUAAUGCCCGAUUCUUGAUGGACAGUAUGUUCGAAUUUUCGGAAAGAAUGAAUGCGCUGAGAUUGUCCGAUGCGGAAAUCGGACUCUUUUGUUCGAUCGUUGUUAUUGCUUCGGAUCGUCCCGGCCUCAGAAAUACCGAAGUGAUCGAAAAAAUGCACAAUAAACUGAAAUCAUCUUUACAAAUGGUCGUCAACCAAAACCACCAAGGCCAACCACAUAUAAUGGACGAGUUAAUGAUGAAAAUACCCGAUGUCCGAACGCUGAAUUCCUUACAUUCUGAAAAGUUACUUGCUUUCAAGAUGACUGAACAACAGCAAAUGAUGCAACAGCAUCAUUUGUGGAAUACCCCUAUGGAGGAAGAGAGCAACAGUAAAAGUCCGCCGGCUUCUUCUUGGUCCUCAUCUUCAGAUGUGACUAUAGAAGAAGCUAAAUCUCCUUUAGGUUCAGUGUCUAGUACGGGCUCCGUGUCCAGUUCAGGCUCAGUAUCCAGUACAGGAUCUGUAUCCAGUACAGAAUCAGUAUGUUCCUGCGAAAUGACGUCAGUGCAUGAUUAUCCCAAUCAUGUCAACCCUCAUAUCAGCUCAAAUGUUAAUAACGCGCCCUUACUGGCCGCUACAUUGGCAGGAGGCGUGUGUCCUCACAGACACAGGGCAAACUCCGGUGGUUCCACCACCACAUCAUCAUCAUCUGGCGAUGAUGAGUUAGCUGCGACGUCUCAUCUAAUUCCCAAUGGAUUAACAAUAACCCCAGUGCUGAAAUCUCACAUUUCACACUCCAGGUCGCGAAAAGUCGAAUCACCUACCGAUUCAGGUAUUGAAUCUGGUACAGAAAAAAUGGAGCAUCCUACAUCCGAUUGUACUAGCACGAAGUCUGUUGAAGACCAUCAAAUAGUUGAAGAUAUGCCAGUUCUUAAACGUGUAUUGCAAGCACCCCCACUCUUUGAUACUAACUCGCUUAUGGACGAGGCUUACAAGCCACAUAAAAAGUUCAGGGCCUUACGGAACAAGGACUCUGCUGAAGCCGAACCAGCUGUCAUGUCUCCGCCUCCAGAGCAAUCCCAACUCCAGAUGCAGCUUACUUCAACAUCUCAGUCCAGUUUGUCUAGCUCGCACUCAAUGUUGGCGAAAUCAUUAAUGGAGGGACCCAGAAUGACGCCCGAGCAGAUAAAAAGGACAGAUAUAAUGUACAAUUAUAUUAUGAGGGGUGAGUCGUCGUCGGCAUCUCCCAUGAUGACUGCAGCAACGACAGCGUGCCCCUACAAAUCAAAUGGGUCGCAACCUGCUUGGGCCACUAGUGUAAUUACCACAACCGCCCGUCAAAAUCAAAUGCAAAGCAGUAAUACACCGCCCCCACAACAUCAGCAUCAGGAGUAUGCGAGGCUAUACUUUCAUCCACAGUCACCUCACUCCACGUCACCCGCCCCCCCUCAAUCCAGAUCUCCAGCCAGUCCGCACUCCAUGAUGUCGAUACCCAAAAUGAUGGAACUACAGGUGGACAUAGCAGAUUCCCAGCAACCAUUAAAUUUGUCCAAAAAGUUACCGUCCCCUUCGUCGAGACCUUUGAAGAUGGUCCUAUUGGGGAUGUAAUGGGAGCGGGUAUCCGCUACACGAGAUUAGUACAAAGUGGAGUGCACAUGUCUGUUGCUUACUAAAACUUUUUCAUCUGUUCGCGACAAGGACAUCAGGUGCCACUUUCUUCGAUUUACAAACCAAAUAAUUUAUAUUUACUGUAUAUGCAGCCCUACUAUCUCAUUCUAUAUAUGUAUGUUGAUGUGUGUGCCCUUCAUAUUAUGUUGUAGUGAAAUAUAGGGUGGUCUUCGACCACUCCAAAUUUUCAUGUUAAGUAACUUCCGCCAUGACCAGAAUGGUGUGCAACUUCUGUACAUAGUUGACCAAUCCCUAGCACUCUAUUCUGGUUCCCUUUUAUAGUUAAGGUUUCAAACAAUCAUAAAGUAGAUUCACCUAAAUGAAGAUUGGCAAAUCAAUCCUAUUAUUAUUUGUAAUAUUUGUGCAUAUGUGAUAAAAUUAUUUGUAGUUAUAUUUAUGUAUAAGUUGUGUUACUGCGCAUUCUCUUAAAGCAGCGAAGAUCACAUUGAUUCAAGCAAAUAUUUUUCAUUCACUUAUGACAUAUUCAAAGUGGGGGCUCAACGAAUUAAAAUUGUUUUGUGAAUGCAGAUAUUUGGUUGGAUUGAUUAUUUUCCUGUUGAGAGACUCAUCUCAUGAUCGUUUUCAUGGAAUCAUCUCGCCUGUUUGUAUCACCACUCAUAUCCAUUUUAAGAUUAGUAAAGCGAGUUGAGGAUGUCUGUAAGACUGAGGGAGGUGGCGAUGGGACUGUAGAUAGAACUCAUCGUACUAAGGCCGACACUUGAGUCAAUUCACCGAUGUUGCGCCUCCCAUGUUUGUCUCCUUGCUCGCUUUAAGGACGUGCAAUUUCUGUCCUCAACCAAUGUAUUUAGGAUUCAACACAGUUGGACUUUUUUUUGACCAGAUGUACUAUUUAUUUGUAAUGCGUUAAUAUAAUAUUUGUUUUCAUUUGAUGUUUUUCUGGAGGCAUUUGAUUGCUUGGCAGAGAAAAAGUGAAGUUGUUGCUAUUUCAAGCAGUCAUUGCUCUCCUCUCACACUUCAUUGUAAUACUUUGUAAAUUGGGAGCUUGUUGAGGCCGGCAGAAUAAACAUGUCUUGAUAAUA
Leptinotarsa decemlineata (Colorado potato beetle) is the source of this 3706-nucleotide messenger RNA. It is a transcript of the gene Eip75B, whose product is annotated as Ecdysone-induced protein 75B. Lineage: Eukaryota; Metazoa; Arthropoda; Insecta; Coleoptera; Chrysomelidae. The record is from RefSeq and is a predicted model, not a curated record. Gene Ontology annotation, biological process: cell differentiation; hormone-mediated signaling pathway; negative regulation of transcription by RNA polymerase II. Gene Ontology annotation, molecular function: RNA polymerase II cis-regulatory region sequence-specific DNA binding; zinc ion binding; nuclear receptor activity.